This is a messenger RNA of Chara braunii, 809 nucleotides long. The record is from the annotation of a GenBank genome assembly. Lineage: Eukaryota; Viridiplantae; Streptophyta; Charophyceae; Charales; Characeae.
AGGAUUUGCAUCUGGCAGGCCUCGUCCACAACAUCGGAAGGAUGAAGACGAAGACAUGGAAGUGGGCCGACGUCGAGAAGAGGCUCGUGUAGAUGGGGGUGGCGAGUAGAAAGGCCGAGGACUGCGGGAAAAAAUGGGACAACCUGUACAUGCAGUUCAAAAUCGUGCACAAGUUCAUGGGAGAAUUUGGGAAGCCUGAUUUAUUCACACUAGCGUCGCGGGAGAGGAAGGAGCGGGGGUUCGAUUUUCGGAUGGACGAGAGUGUGUAUUCGGAGAUGAAGGCCAUGUCCAGGGACGAUCACACUAUACACCCCACGAAUCUCACGGACACGGGUGCGGCUGGAGGUGUUCAAUUGCCCGGCCCACGUGGAGGUCGGAACGAAUCCGGCGCUAGUGACGGAUGCGGGGAUGGACAGGACGAUGAUCAGGAAUCGACGAGGGAUUCAACGUUCAGCGGCGGUGGUGCUGGCGGGUGCGGCAAACGGAAGAAUGUAAGACAACAGACCUUCGACACCAUUGCGGACGUCAUGAAGGAGCACGGGAAUCUGAUGGCGGCGCCGGUGGACAGCGCGAGCAAGAGGCAGUGCUCAAUUCUGACGAGGCAAUGCGACAUUCUCGAGCGAGAGCUAGAAGUGCAGAAGGACCACUACGUGAAGGCCAACCAGGCGUACUUCAUAAUGUGCAACGCCCUUCUGGAGAUUGCUAAAGCGAUCCGCGAACGAUCCUAACGUCGCUGGGCCACACAUGUCCGACGUCCACGCGAAUGCCACGUGUGCACUUCCGGAUCAUUGGCGUUGCCGCCACCCUGC